UUAAGUCUUUACGCACAUAACUGGGCCAAAGAGCCACAUUCGAACAAAUGGCUCUGGCGAUGAAGCAGUAUCCUUCGGCCCUGGGCGCCAGGAAGCCGUGUCAGCCGCUGCUCCCGCCUCGGCCCAGCGUGCGUCGUCCAGGAGCGGGCAUCGGAUCUGGUUCGCGACGUGCGGCUGUGUGCGUUAAGGCCAGUCUGUUGGACCCCAGCACCGCAGCCAGCACUGUUGAGGCGGUUCAGCACGCCCAAAACCUUUACACCUUGGCCGAUGGAGGCCCAAUCGACCUGCUGGCGCAGUUCUUCACAUCGGUGUUGCGGACGCUGGACGACGGGCUAGAGAAUGCGCACGUGCCAUACUCGUAUGGCUUCGCCAUCAUCACGCUGACCGUUCUGGUGAAACUUGCGACGUUUCCGCUUACCCAAAAGCAGGUGGAGUCCACGCUCUCCCUCCAAGCACUGCAGCCCCGCGUCAAGGAGCUCCAAGCCAAGCACGCCGAUGACCCGGAGACGCUGCAGCUCGAGACGGCUCGCAUGUACAAGGAAGCUGGCGUAAACCCGCUGGCGGGCUGCCUGCCCACCCUGGCCACUAUCCCCGUCUUCAUCGGUCUGUACAAUGCGCUCAGCAAUGCAGCCAAGGCGGGUCUUCUUACGGAGGGCUUCUUCUGGAUCCCCUCAUUGAGCGGCCCCACCACCAUUGGCGGCGGGCUGGAGUGGUUGUUUCCCUUCCAGGACGGCGCUCCGCCUGUGGGCUGGGCGAACGCGGCGGCCUACCUGGUGAUGCCGGUGCUGUUGGUGGCGUCCCAGUACGCUUCCCAAAAGAUAAUUUCCACGACGCAGAACAGUAACGACCCGGCGCAGCAGCAGUCGCAGGCGAUUCUGAAAUUCCUGCCGCUGAUGAUUGGCUGGUUCUCUCUCAACGUGCCCUCGGGCCUCACGCUGUACUGGUUUGUCAACAACCUUCUGUCAACCGCGCAGCAGUUGUAUCUGAAGGCGACCGUCAAGGUCAACGUUCCCGAGUCCAUUAAGGCGCCUGUGGCGGCAACAUCGGCCACCGUGGUGAAGCCCAAGGAGGAACGCGUGAAGAGGAUUACAGGCAAGGAGCUUGGGGCGCGGAAGAAGCGGCGAAACGAGGCGGGUGAGGAGGUGGAGGAGGUGGAUGUAGAGAUUGUGUCCACCAGCGGUAGCAACGGCGCCGCCUCAGCGUCGCCAGCUGUCAACGGCAACGGGUCAGGAUCUUCGCGCAAGGGUGAGAAGUUCCGGGCGCUCAAGGCACGGGAGGCGGCUGCAAA
This is a messenger RNA of Volvox carteri f. nagariensis, 1288 nucleotides long. Its product is annotated as inner membrane ALBINO3-like protein 2, chloroplast precursor. Gene Ontology annotation, cellular component: chloroplast thylakoid membrane. Gene Ontology annotation, biological process: thylakoid membrane organization; protein localization to chloroplast; protein insertion into membrane. The record is from RefSeq and is a predicted model, not a curated record. The annotation marks the transcript as partial. NCBI's taxonomy places the organism in Eukaryota, Viridiplantae, Chlorophyta, Chlorophyceae, Chlamydomonadales, Volvocaceae. Gene Ontology annotation, molecular function: membrane insertase activity. The transcript has 9 exons.